Molecule: messenger RNA, 1310 nt
Organism: Zophobas morio
Lineage: Eukaryota; Metazoa; Arthropoda; Insecta; Coleoptera; Tenebrionidae
Product: cyclin-dependent kinase 20-like
Exons: 5
Coding region: 153-1133 (326 amino acids)
Biological process (GO): protein phosphorylation
Cellular component (GO): nucleus
Molecular function (GO): protein serine/threonine kinase activity; ATP binding
Source: RefSeq, a predicted model, not a curated record
UUUAAAUUUUUAAAAACAUAAGUCGCCCGUAUCACUAAAAUCAUAAAAACUAGUUAUAACAAUCACUUAUUGUCCAUUUUUAGCAAAAAAAGUUAAAAAUACAGCGAAAUUAUUUCCCCAGCGGUUGCCAUGGCAACGCCAAUCACAACACAAUGGAGAACUACAAAUUGUUGGGUAGGAUCGGCAAGGGGGCCCACGGGCUAGUUUUCAAAGCUUUGGACACCCGAAACGGAAGAACCGUGGCCUUGAAGCAAAUAACCAUCGCCAGUAUUGCCAACGGGAUCCCCAAAAACACAAUGCGCGAAAUAUGUACCCUUCGAGCUCUGCAGUCCAAAUACAUUGUACAAUUAGUGGAAAUAUUCACCGUUGACAGCGCCGUGUUACUCGUGAUGGACUACCUGCAGAGAAGUCUAGCCGAAGUUCUGAAGGAUGUAGACAAACCUCUGUCGCUGCCACAGAUCAAAACGUACACGAAAAUGAUUCUUUUGGGUGUGGAUACCAUGCAUUCGAAUCGGAUCAUGCAUAGAGAUUUAAAACCCGCGAAUUUAUUGAUAGACAGUUGUGGAAUUUUGAAAAUCGCCGACUUCGGGCUGUCGAGGAUCUACAAUAAAGAGAAAGAUCGCCUGUACACGCACCAAGUGGGGACCCGGUGGUACCGCGCCCCCGAAUUGCUGUACGGCGCUCAGAAAUACACACCGGCAGUGGAUAUGUGGGCCGUUGGUUGUAUUUUGGCCGAAAUGAUCGACAAGCAGCCCCUUUUUCCCGGUGAAACUGACAUUGCUCAACUCGCUAUAGUUAUAGCGACUUUGGGUACCCCCGACGAGAACGUGUGGCCUGAGUUAACUAGUUUGCCGGAUUACAACAAAAUUGCUUUCACUCAUAGUGAGGGACAAUCCUGGGAAAGCAAGUUUCCGGACUGUGAUGCCUCUAGUGUUGACUUGAUUAAAAAAAUUAUACAGUAUGAUCAACACAAACGAUUGGGAGCUAAAAAAGCUUUAAAUCACAAAUUUUUCUUUGAAAAGCCGUUGCCAGGAAGGUUGGAAGAAAUGCCGAAGCCUGGUGAAGUCAAACCUGAUGGGUGGUUUUUCAAAACUUUUGACGAAAUUGUCGAUUUUAAUAAAGUUAAUCUUUGAAUUUGAGUACAGUUAAGGUAACCCUGAUAAUGCUUCACGUUUUUAAUAUAGUAAGAAAGUACAAAGUUAAAUCCAGUAAAAUACAAAUUUAUAAAUCGACAAAGAAAAGUAAAAGUUGGUGGUGUUGUUUAUGGUUUGGUUUUCUUUGGAGCCUUCCAGGGCGCCUUACAAAUAGGA